Podarcis muralis (Common wall lizard) is the source of this 790-nucleotide messenger RNA. Lineage: Eukaryota; Metazoa; Chordata; Lepidosauria; Squamata; Lacertidae. The record is from RefSeq and is a predicted model, not a curated record.
CGCCUGUGGACUCGGUGGUAAGCAGCCCGCCCUGCUUCCUGCGCCUGCGCCACUUGCCUCCUGGGCUGAAGAAACGUGCUUGGAGGGCGGCUGCGUCCAGGCGGAAAACCGGGACACAAGGACACGAGAGCGAAGGAGGCAAUCUCUUCAGCGCCUGGACAUCAGCAUGGCCAGCAGCUACCCUAAGCUGGAGGAGAAGACCUUGCAGACCCUUCGGGAUGCUGCCAAUCGCCUUCGGAUUCACUCCAUCCGCGCCACCUGCGCCUCAAACUCUGGCCACCCCACCUCCUGCUGCAGUGCGGCCGAGAUCAUGUCUGCGCUCUUCUUCCACACCAUGCGCUACAAGCCGGACCAGCCAGGCCACCGCAGCAACGACCGCUUUGUGCUCUCCAAGGGCCAUGCUGCUCCUGUGCUCUAUGCUGCCUGGGCUGAGGCCGGCUACCUCAACGAGUCCGAUCUGCUGAAACUGAGGAAAAUCGACUGCGACCUGGAAGGCCACCCAACCCCGGUAAGCGCUUUCCUUCGUACGGCUCUGGCUCUCGGUAGUCGGUGCUGCGUAAUGGGCCCAGCGCUAGAAAUUAACCGGGGGCCAGGCACGUUUUGCAACUGGUGCACAUCCAACUGUGGAGAUCGCUGGAUGCCAAGUCGGCGACUGACAUCUCCCUCUGGCUUCCUUGAGCCAGGUGAGCAGAAGAACUUAGUUAUUGAAUCCUUUUCCUCCAAGGACUCCAUGGUUCAUUCCCCUCCUUGGUUAAUCCCCACAACAACCCUGUGAAGUAGGUGAUGAGGU